This is a messenger RNA of Sphaerodactylus townsendi, 1464 nucleotides long. It is a transcript of the gene NAXE, whose product is annotated as NAD(P)HX epimerase. Gene Ontology annotation, molecular function: NAD(P)HX epimerase activity. The coding region runs from base 99 to 995 and encodes 298 amino acids. Gene Ontology annotation, cellular component: mitochondrion. The transcript has 6 exons. NCBI's taxonomy places the organism in Eukaryota, Metazoa, Chordata, Lepidosauria, Squamata, Sphaerodactylidae. The record is from RefSeq and is a predicted model, not a curated record.
CCCGGAGCUCAGGCCCGCCCCACGCCUGGCGAGGCCCGCCUGCUCCCUGCGCCCGGCCUGGCGCGCUCGGAAGCGGGAGGGCGCCGCGCCAUAGCCGAAUGUCCGCGCUGCGGCGCGCCUUGCUGGGACUCGGCCUCUUGGUUUCCUCCUCCUCCUCGUCCUGCCGGGGCUGGAGGCUUGCGAGAGCGGCUCAGGCCGGCUACUGCCCGGCCGGACGCUGGCCGCCUGGUCCCUCGCCCGCGGGCCAUCGCCAGCCAGGGGCCGCGGCCAUGCAGACAGCGGCGGCCGCGCAGGGGGUCAAGUACCUCGGCCAAAAGGAAGCCCAAGCCAUUGACCAGGAGCUGUUUGAGGAAUAUAAGUUCAGCGUUGACCAGCUGAUGGAACUGGCCGGUUUGAGUUGCGCCACUGCCAUUGCCAAGGCCUACCCAGCCAGCUCCUUCACAGUCAGCCAGCCAGCUGUGUUGAUUGUGUGCGGUCCCGGAAAUAAUGGCGGAGAUGGGCUGGUUUGUGCCCGGCAUCUCAAAAUGUUUGGUUAUGAGCCAACAAUAUACUACCCGAAACACCCCAACAAACCACUCUUUGAAGGCUUAACCACCCAGUGCAAGAAGAUGGAUAUCCCUUUUCUCUCGGAGUUCCCAUCAGAAGCUGCGGUGAUUGAGGAGGUGUAUGGCCUGGUGGUGGAUGCCAUUUUUGGGUUCAGCUUCCAAGGGGCUGUCCGGGAACCCUUCGGUACCAUCUUGGAUACUCUAGAGAAGGUCUCUAUUCCCAUCGUGAGCAUUGACAUCCCGUCUGGGUGGGACGUGGAGAAGGGCAAGCCUGACGGUAUCAGUCCGGACAUGCUGAUCUCUCUCACCGCGCCAAAGAAAGCCGCAAAGCAUUUCACUGGCCGCUACCAUUUUCUUGGUGGCAGGUUUGUGCCCUUAGCGCUGCAGAAGAAGUAUGCACUGAACCUCCCCGCGUACCCGGAUACGGAUUGUGUGCUGCAGCUGCCUUAGUAGACUGGGGGAAGGGGAGCGAUCAGGAUUACAGAGCCCUGCAGGAAGAUGACUCGGUGCUAAGGAACAAAACUUGUUUGGGGUAGUGGGGCCAGAAGCCAAGGGAAGGGCACUUGGCCCCUUGUUAGGUGCAGCUAUCUGGCUUCGAGGGACGCUGUGGUUCCUUUGUGGAUACAUGGCUGUUAAAAAAAAAUACAAGGAUGUUCAUCUUUGGGAAAGAAGAAACUCCUUUAGCUCUAGACCAAAAAGUUUCUUUAAGCAGCAUCACUCUCCUUACUUCAAGUCACUUUUAAAGAGAACAUUCCCUAGAUACCAUUUGUCCUUUUCAGAGCUUCUUUCUGUAUUUCAUUUGGUCUAGCUUUUCACACCCGCACAAUGUAGAGGCUUACUGCUAAGUGUGAACCAUCCUCACUUAACCAAGGGUCUGUUUCUCCUUUUAUUCAAUAAAAUACAUAUUGCUAAUAAUUUA